Molecule: messenger RNA, 5068 nt
Organism: Pangasianodon hypophthalmus (striped catfish)
Lineage: Eukaryota; Metazoa; Chordata; Actinopteri; Siluriformes; Pangasiidae
Gene: nat16
Product: N-acetyltransferase 16
Exons: 4
Coding region: 198-1199 (333 amino acids)
Molecular function (GO): acyltransferase activity, transferring groups other than amino-acyl groups
Source: RefSeq, a predicted model, not a curated record
GUAUAGGGGUGGUGGGAGUGGUCUAAAGUGACAUACUGAGAGCCAGUGCAGAGCCGGUUUAAAAUUAUCUCUGCAGCUGAGGGGCAUUUUAAACCUGCAUUUAUACAGCACCUGCGUGUCUGUCAGAGGCCCGUUUUCAUCCCUGCGAUCCUGCAAGAACUGCAAACGCCCUCCAGGCGCCUUUCAAGCAAUAAACAAUGAAGAUUGAGAACAGCCUGACUUGCCUCCCUGAGGUGCCACCUCAUACCGGACUACAGUUCACUGUGGCUACCGAGGAAGACUUUGAUGACAUCAUGGCCAUAAGCCAGGAUAUCUAUGGUGGUCUAGACUACCUUCCCACCCGCUAUCAGGCCUGGUUGCAGGAGACAAACCGUACUGUCAUUCUUGCUCGCAAACAAGGCAAAGUGAUUGCACUUGAGUCAGUAUGUGUUAUUGACGAUGGAGAAACUAUGCUGGUGGAAGGGCUCCGUGUGGCCCCUCAGGAGAGGGGCAAAGGAGUUGCGCGGGUGCUGCUCCGCUUCUGCUCUCAGCUUGUUAAGUCCAAGUAUCCUGAAGUUAAAGUGAGCAGACUGACCAGAGAUGACCAGCUGGGGCCCAAGGACUUCCAGAAGUACAGGCUCAUCACUAAACAGGGAAUCCUGCUGGUACGCUUCCGUGCUGAAGACUUAAAGUUACGCCUGAAUGAUCUUGGGCUUAAUGUGGGUAUUGAAGGAGAUGGCCUUGCUCCUUCCAGCACCCCAGUGAGGUUAGAGGCUGCAGAUGUCCACCAGCUUUUUUUGAGCAGUGAGGCAAUGCAGGAUGUACUACCCAAUGGCACCAUUGUGCAAGACUGGCAGCCCUUCAAGCCCAUGCAAAGCAACAUGGAGAUCCUGUUGAAGAAAGACAUCGAUUGGAUGGUCGAUGACACUUGUUGCCCAUCUAUGGCCAGCCUGUGCACUUUCCCCUUUCGUAUACCUAUUGGUGACGACUGGUACUACCUCAACAUUGACAUGUUUGGCAAAGAUCUGGCUCUGGCUGUGCAGCAGCUCCUAUGUCACCUGAGGCGCCACACUAGCACACUGAAGGGCCAUGUGAUGUGCCAGGUUUUCCUGGACCCACCACUGUGGAAGCCCAUGGCUGAUUUCUUCAGGGAGACCUUGAAAGUGGAGCUGGUGAAGGAAUACACAGAGCAGUGUGUAGUUGAAUCCGACCUUGUGUAGCAAGAGGAAGCCCUCCUCAGAUACAAGUUAGGGGCUUGAGACACCCCUCACCCCUCCACACGUGGAGGCCCAACAUUAGAAACUAGAAGAGCUUUGACAUCACUCAAAUGGUUUCCUUUCAUAUUUUGCCCCAGAACAAAACCUUUAUCCUACAUAUAUAGACAAACUAAGAAUUAAAAUGUCCUUUUAGAAAUGAAGUUAGUUUAAGUUAGUUUGAGUUUUUGAGAUUUUAAUAAGGCCUCAUCACUGCAAAAAAAAUGAGAGCAACAAUUUGUUAAAUAGAAUAAAUAUGCAACAAGAAAAUUUGUUAGGAUAUUGACCAUAUUCUAGAAUGCAGUACAGUGUGUGUAUGUGUGUGUGUGAAUUAACACAUGCUGAGUUGCAAAUAAGACUGCACAAUCUUUAGGCACUUUAUGAUAAUCUAAAUGUAAUAUCUCACUAUAGAUAGUGAGAUGUUUGCUUUAGAGACUGUUUUGUCUGAAUGUUGUACAGUAGCUGCUAAUGGUAAUUUUUUUAUUACUCUUAUAAUACCCAUAAUGAAAUAUAGAAAUAUUUCUGUUACUCAAAUUUUUGAAGUGGCAUUUACACUAGGAAAACCAAGUUUAUCUAACGUAUAAAAACCCUUUUCUGCUAGGUUACUGGCAUUUACUGUAAUGACAUGCAAAAUAUGUCAGCCAGAGAAGAUUGGUCAUAAUUUUAGUGGUCAUAAGUCCUUAUUUUAUGCACUGAACCUUAUUUACUAGCAACUAUACAGUUGACAGCUGCAAUAUGAAGUUUAUAAGUUAUAAAACCAAGUUGUAAUACAGAUGUAGUGUAUUCAGUACACUACUACUGUAUUCAAUACAGCUAUGCUAGUACACCUUUUUGGUCAUAUGUGUUAUAAUUAAAAACAAAUAAUGAGAUGUAGCUGAUGAGUUUGGGUUUUGGUUAAUAUGUUAAUAUUUUUGUUAAUUAUUGUUAAUUAUUUAUCAUGCAACAAAAGGAUUUAGUUAAGCAGCUAAAACAGUUUAUUUAUGUAAUUCUCAUUUAACUGACAGAUUUUGAUUAAGACAACAGGAAAUAGUAGCAUUUAGGACUAGACAUAAUCAUUACAAUUAAGACACACUGUCACUGUUAAUGGGGUUUUGUUAGCAAUCCAUUUGAGAGGAUCUCAUAAGCACUUUUUUUGAAUACAUAUGAAGAGCCUCAUAUUUUUGUCCAUCAAAAUGCUUGAUAUUGAUCUUGAGAUAUGAAAACCAGAGAUUUGAUAACGCACAAAUCAUUUUUUGUACCCUUGUUGUUAUCUACUAGUGAUUGCAACAGCUCAUUCCAAAAUUAGAUCACUUACUGCCUCAGUGGAUUCAGCCCUCUUAUCAGGACACAACUAGAAUAUUAAACUUAUUUUGCAGAAAACAAUUGCAUUGGUAAUCCAGAAAUUGACAUCCAUUUUCAGUUUCAACAGAAAUGUUUUAGAGAAUGAAGACAUUUUCUUCAGCAAUUUAACAACUGAGAAACAUUUACCAGCAUUUCCCAUAUUUGAAGCCUCAAUGAGUACACAGGACACUGAAAAAACAGGGACAGUCACAAACCCAAAUUCUACUCCAUCUGUCACUGGAAGAGUUUGGAGGAACGACUGCUGAGUCUUUAUAAAUAGCAUAUAGUGCACCACAGAACUAAGCCUCUCACUGGCCCUGUAAUUGAGAAGAAACACAGAAAAUUGAUGAAAACCAACAGAAACCAAGCAAAGGAAGGUCUUUUGCCAUUCUCCAACUGAUCCAAAACAUCCAAACAAGCACUAAAGGUCCACAGUCUGCACAAGCAAUUAUAUACAAUUAUACAAUCCUCUCUACCUGCAUACCAGUUCUGCCAACAUGUCUACUGAGUUUUCCAAAAGCAUUGUGAAGUUAAGAUCAUCUUAACUGAGAGAAAGUGUUCAAUGUAAUGCUUGCGCUACCAUUUAAUGAUGAUCUUUGUGCUAUGAUGCUUUUGGGGAAACUCAACCCUGGUUACCAAAUUUUGAAAGUAAAUGGUUGUUAUUUGAGCAUGUAAAACCAACCAUAAUAUCCAUACUGGCCAUUCUGUCAAUGAACAUGUUUUUUGUUGACUGUAAAAGUUAUGUAAUGAACAUAAAUGAGAUUCCAAACCCAUGUGCUAUAAUAUCACACAUAAUCAGAUAGUUCUGCUGGAAAAUUGCAGAAAUUGCUAAAGUGACGCUGAACUUUAUACCAUCUUAACAACCAACUCUCAUGAAAAAAACCCAUAGAAAUUCAAGCAAGUGAAGUUUCCCUGUAUUCCAUAUAAAUGUAGUUAUACAAAAUGCAAUCACCACUAAACCUGCAACUUGGUCUAAUCUGAACCAUUUGUAAUUUUUCAUUUGAGUUGGUUCUUAAGAAUUAAUAUUAAGUUCCUGUGAGAUCAUGUUGCUGUAAUAUACCAAUCAACACAAUGUUCCUUUAAGGUUAAAAUGUUUUCAAUAACUUUUCAGUAUGAUUUGUCUUGAUGGUCUUAGGGUUUUUGUUUUUUAAAGCAGUGUACACCCAAUGAGGAAAAGAAGUUUUCUUCUCCACCUUCACUUGGACUCUCAUGUCUAAUAUGCACAAUCCGUCAAAUGUCUCAAACACCUGGCCCAUCCUAAUCUGAUUCUUGUAUCAGAAAUGUAUCAGAAAUGUAGUCUGAUUUAAUCUAACUAUUCAAGUUUCUGAGUUUAUAAUUGCUAUGAUAAAUCAAGAGGGACCAUCAAAGGAAAAGCAUGCUUCUAAACAUUUAUCCACAUUUCAUGCUACAUCUAGUUAUACAGAAACUCUGUGUCAGAUUUAGACACUUGUUAAGCAGUUUCUCUUGAUUAAUCAUUAACAAUAUAACCAUUUAUGAAGCCCUAAUCAGGAUGUAUUUAAAUGCUUAAAUUACUGUCAACUUGCUAAAUGUAUACAGUAUGUCGUAACAAGUCUAUAAACAUGCAGACCAAAAAAGAGAUCAGAAGCAACCUGGAAUAAAUAAAGUAUUGUUUCUACUACAGAUUUCUGAUAAGAAACUGAAGCAUGCUUAAAAAAAAAACAAAACAAAAAGAAAAAUAGUGUUUAAGUUCAAAUUCUGAUUAGGGCUGAUUACCAGUCUGUAUUUUGAUUUGAUAGCAUGUCUUCAUUUACUAAGGUAACAUAAUGGAAAAUAGAUUGUCUUCAAGAAAUAUGUUGGCCAGUUACAGUGUGUGGGUUGUGUGCUUUAAUAGGAAAAACAGUAACCAUUUCAUUCCUAAUUUAUAGUAAAGCAGUGCUUUAUGGCCACUGGGCACAAUUGGAAGUAUGUUAACCGCAAAGCUUGUAAAACCUUACAGACUAUACACAAUUACUGUCCAUUAAGAUGGACAACAUUUGAACAUAUUUGAAAAAUAAUAUUUUCCCCUUGUAUUCAUUCUCAUGAUUUAGACAUGUUGAAGACUGUAAUCCUUUUUAAGGACACAUCCUUUUAGUGAAGACUUUGAUUAUCUCGAACCAUAGUUUUCAAAAUGCACUAAAUGCACAAAAUGGGUCGGUGAACCACAGCCAGGGGGGUUGUUGUUUUUAUAUUUUGUUAUAGUGGUGAAAAUAACAACCCAUCAUUAUCAGAGUUAUUAAAUAUAUAUCUGAGUUGGUUUAGUUAUCAUCCUCUUUAUUCUGUAAAUAAUGUCUACUUUUGUCAAAUCUAAUGACAAUUUUAAUAAAAAUAUAUUUUGUGCAUCUAGGAAAGUUUGAGAAUAAAAAUCCCUAUGGCUCCAAUAAAUAGCCAAAAGGGGUCCCUGGCUGAAAAUGUUUGAGAUCUAGAAACUGAUCUAGAGACUGAUCUAGAGAAUGGGUAACUAUGUUCUUGUUGCAUAUGGAGUAAAGUGUUCUUAUGAGUACCUUUUUUAAAACAAA